UGUCAGAACUCCUGGACUGGAUUGCAGUGAUGGCUUAUGAUUACCAUGGACAGUGGGACAAACGUACAGGUCAUGUGGCUCCCAUGUACGCUCACCCCGAGGAUGAUGAUGUCACUUUUCAAUACGGUAAAUUUUGUUUCCAAAUUAGUCUGGAUGAGUUUCUGGCACAUGUUACUUAUUGCAGUGUGGGUGUGUUAAGGGAUGGAAGAAGAGGCUCUUUUCUAAACCCCAGUUUUCUAAACACCAGUAUCACACUCACUUUGUCACCCAACAUGCUACCCAUAGCAGCAUGUGUCAAUGUCAGUAGGAUGAACUUCACCAAUCCAUUACUGGGCAUCUCUCAGGGAGCUGAUAGGCGCAAGCCUGGUGCUAGGUUAUGCCGAUGUAAUGGACAGAGCUUCAGCCUGGCUGAUCUCAAGGACAAUGAUCUCAAUGCCCCCACAUAUGGUGGAGGAGAGGCUGGAGAAGAAACAAGAGCCAGAGGUUUCCUGGCGUACUACGAGGGUAGGACCCAGGAUGGCCAAAUUGGUCCAUAUGCCCGCAGGGGGACCAGUGGGUUGUCAUUUGACGACCAAGCAAUGAUCCAUCACAAGUCGGAAUACGUGUUGCACAACAACCUUGGUGGUGCCAUGAUCUGGGCUCUGGAUCUCGAUGACUUCAGGAACCAGUGCGGUUGUGAGAAGUACCCGCUGCUGCGUACCAUCAAUCGAGUGCUGCGCAAGUAUCCUGUCCGGGUCCUGACUGUAGUCUUGACUCAAAGGUUUGCAGGAAGCCGAGACCAGGGCUGCACGACUGCGGAAGCUCAUAGCAGUGAUUGCUCUCGCUACUAUGCUUGCAUUGAUGGCAAGCGAGUUGAAAGAGUCUGCCCUUCCAACCUGCACUUUAAUGCUGCUGACUGUCAUUAUUCGGAAACUGGUACUAACGCCAGUAGUAGAGAGACAGUUGCCACUGGAUCGCGUCCUCCACAGCCAUCUGAUGCCAAGGUGAUCUGCUACUUUACCAAUUGGGCGUGGCACAGGAAAGGAGUGGGCCAGUUCCUACCAUCGCACAUCAACCCCAGUCUCUGCACUCACGUUGUGUAUGCAUUUGCUGUUCUUGAUCCCAAAACACUCACAGUGCGUUCGCAUGACGAAUGGACGGACUUGGACAAUGACUUCUACAGCCAGGUGACAGCUUUGAAAUACUCAUGGGCCUGAAGGGUACCUUCUUGG
Molecule: messenger RNA, 1211 nt
Organism: Homalodisca vitripennis (glassy-winged sharpshooter)
Lineage: Eukaryota; Metazoa; Arthropoda; Insecta; Hemiptera; Cicadellidae
Product: probable chitinase 10
Biological process (GO): carbohydrate metabolic process; chitin catabolic process
Cellular component (GO): extracellular region
Molecular function (GO): chitin binding; chitinase activity
Source: RefSeq, a predicted model, not a curated record